AUGGGACGCGAGGAGCAGAUUGAGGAGCGGGAGGUUCUCGACUCUAUCUUCCCAGACGAGAUUACAGACAUAUCCGAAACCGAGUACAGGAUAUCAGUUACCCUCGACAUCCCAGACGAUGAAGCCGAACCGCCAGUCAUGCUACUCACGGUGCGGUAUCCGGAAGAUUACCCGGACAAGGCGCCUUUGCUGGAGUUAGCGGCACCUCAGAACUCUACGCCUCACGAAUACCUGAACAUUGCCGAGGACAAAGACCGACUGCUUCAAGGGCUGGAAGCUACCAUCGAAGAGAACCUGGGUAUGGCCAUGGUGUUCACUCUGGUGUCGGCCUUGAAGGAAGCCGCGGAGCAAUUAAUGCAGGAGCGCAGAGAUGCCGCCGCGAGGGCGCACGAAGAGGCCCUCCUUGCAGCCGAACGCGAGGAGAACAAGAAGUUCCACGGCACACCGGUCACCCGAGAGACCUUCCUGAAAUGGCGGGAAGGGUUUUUGAGGGAGGUGGAGGAAGCCCGCCUCAGGGAGGAGGAAGAAAAAGCGGCAGAGAUGAAGAAGGCCAGAAUAAAAGAGCCGGCACGGCUCACCGGGAGGCAGUUGUGGGAGCGCGGUCUUGUCAGUGCUGGUCAGGAGGAUGUCGAAGAAGAUGGAGUGCCAGCCGACGAUAUGCAGAGGCUCAAGGUCGGUGAUAACUGA
Molecule: messenger RNA, 687 nt
Organism: Parathielavia appendiculata
Lineage: Eukaryota; Fungi; Ascomycota; Sordariomycetes; Sordariales; Chaetomiaceae
Product: RWD-domain-containing protein
Exons: 2
Coding region: 1-687 (228 amino acids)
Biological process (GO): cytoplasmic translation
Molecular function (GO): protein binding
Source: RefSeq, a predicted model, not a curated record